CCUGUCUUCAUUGUCGAGAUAAAUUUAUUUCUUUUGGGUUGUAAUCCGGAACGCCAAAGUAAAGUAAAACAAAGCUGGCUUAAUGUUUACUUUCCUUUCAGUUGGAAGUCAAAGCUUUGAGUCUGAUUGGCACGAUUGACAUCUCCCUUGUUCAUGUUGACAUAGAAAAACCAUCGUUGGGUGUAUAUAGAUUUUUAACUUAACUUCAAAUUAUCAGUAAAACUGCGACAAGGCUCAAUAUCAGGCACAAUAUUUUAAUGGGAACAUACUGGCAAGCUCCCCAAGCCUCUAAAACUCGAAGUAAUAUUCUCCGGAAACGCAAGGCGAUCAAGCAAUUUUACAAACAGUUUUUAAAUGGAGGUAUUUAAUACUUCUUGCUCUAAUCAAGAUUUUCGUGAGUACCAGUUUAUACGCAAAUCGCCUCGUCAUUGGUACGUGUUCUUGUGCAUUGCAAAUGUAGUUUUUUCUAUUUCUGCGAUUGUUGGAAAUUCGAUAAUUUUACUCGCCCUCUUCCAGUGCCGCACGAUCUACUCGUCGUCCAAAGCUCUUUUUUACAGCUUAGCUCUGUCUGAUUUUGGAGUUGGUAUGGUCGCUCAACCGUUACAAGUUGCCACAGGUUUGGGUGCUCUCCAUGGUAAUCUUGGAUUGUUUUGUACAAUUCAGCCGUUUUAUGCUGCCGUGGCCUACUUCUUCUGUGCCGUGUCUUUUACAACCACGACAGUAAUAAGCAUUGAAAGAUAUCUGGCGUUGAGACUCGGAAUACGACACAGACUGAUUAUAACCGUGAAAAAAGUCACUCUGGUUGUAGUACUCCUGUGGAUUGGCAGCUCUAUCUGGGCGGUCUCCCGAAUGUGGAAUAUCCAAAUCAAUAAAAUCAGUGCCAUAAUUCUUGGCUUUUCCUGCAUUGUCAUAACGUCUUCGUGCUAUUUUAGAAUACAUCGAACUCUGAGGGCUCUAAAGACAAGAAUAACAAACGAGGCUUCCACAAGGCAACCUCGAAAGACUUUGAACAUGAUGCUGUACCGUAGAUCUGUAAACAGUAUGCUAGCAGUUUUCGGUUUUCUUGUAGCAUGUUACACUCCUUAUCUCUGUGCCAUAAUCGCGGUAGCAUUGUUUGGAUAUAGCUCCCCAGUUGUGUUAUCAACAAACCUAACAUCUGUUGUGAUUUUUCUUAAUUCUUCGAUAAAUCCUUUCGUCUACUGUUGGCGAAUUAGAGAAAUUCGUUCUAAAGUGAUGUUAAUUGUGCGGAAAUUGCCUUUACCUUAAACGCCAGCCUUAAAAAUAAUUAGUCAGCCAGAGUAAUGAUCAAUUUUUUGUCCUGGGUGACAGCUUAUUCACUUCUCAGUUCUAAAACAGAAAAAGGUGUAUUUAUUUGGCAAAGCUGAUUUUCCGGUAAAUUUCCAUACGGGAGAAUUCUUCAUAAUGUUUCAGUAUUCUCAGCUUAGCAAGGAAAGAUUUCUUACACUGGACUCAAUGAACGUGUGCUAUUAUAUAUUUUAUCAAAUUUCCGGUUAACACUUGUACUGCCUCAUUUGUUAAUAUUAUUUUAUAGCAGUUAAUAAGCAGGCCCCGGUAGCAAUUUACGCGGUCGCGUGCUGCUUGCGUGGGAAUCAAACAGAUUGUGAAAACAAAAACUGACCAAGGUGUAUCUUUCAAUGUUUUAAUUUCUAACCGCCGAUUGGGUUGUACUGCGUUGGACAAGGGUUUCCUUUGUGUGUUAAAAUUAAAAUUAGGUCUCAAUUUCUCUGAAAAAAGGAUGUAGGCUUAGCUUUCGAUCUUAAUUACUCUUCUGAAGACAUUGGUCCUUAAAACGGACGGAUACUACCGGA
This is a messenger RNA of Pocillopora damicornis (cauliflower coral), 1829 nucleotides long. Its product is annotated as histamine H2 receptor. Gene Ontology annotation, cellular component: membrane. Gene Ontology annotation, molecular function: G protein-coupled receptor activity. Gene Ontology annotation, biological process: G protein-coupled receptor signaling pathway. Lineage: Eukaryota; Metazoa; Cnidaria; Anthozoa; Scleractinia; Pocilloporidae. The record is from RefSeq and is a predicted model, not a curated record.